Messenger RNA from Exserohilum turcica Et28A, 1455 nucleotides. RefSeq lists its product as uncharacterized. Gene Ontology annotation, molecular function: oxidoreductase activity. The transcript has 5 exons. The coding region runs from base 1 to 1455 and encodes 484 amino acids. NCBI's taxonomy places the organism in Eukaryota, Fungi, Ascomycota, Dothideomycetes, Pleosporales, Pleosporaceae. The record is from RefSeq and is a predicted model, not a curated record.
AUGGCAAAUUCAUAUCUGUCUCUUGAGGACGUGAGGGCGCACAACAGUCGCGAAAGCUGCUGGGUCGUCAUUGAAAAUCACGUCUGGAAUGUGACGGAUUUCCUUACUUCACACCCAGGGGCUAUUCUCAAGUAUGCAGGCCAAGAUGCGACUGAAAUCUACAACGAAAUCCACGCCCCAGGCAUGCUCGAGGAAACACUGCCGCAAGAUAAAUUCAUCGGAGACAUCCUCCCAUCGAGCGACAAUCCGCCCCAGGGCACCAUCGAAGAAGCCGCAGACGCCGAAUCGAAGCCUGAGCCCACAAAACCGCAUCUUCACUCGAUCAUUUCUGCCGCCGAUUUACAAGAAGUCGCCCGCCAUACAUUGACGCCCAAAGCAUGGGCAUUUUACUCGAGCGCUGCCACAGAUCUCGUCACACAUGGGAUGAACAAAGCGGUGACAAGGCGGAUCAUGUUCCGGCCGCGUAUCCUUCGCGACGUCAAAACUGUUUCCAUCAAGCGCAAGGUCUUGGGAUGCGAGUCGUCAGCACCAUUCUUCAUAUCACCCGCGGCUAUGGCGAGACUGGCCCAUCCAGACGGUGAGCUUGCCUUGGCCAAGGGUGCCGCAAAUGAAGAUAUCGUGCAAUGCAUCAGUAGCAACGCGAGCUAUCCUCUUGCUUCCAUUGUCAAGGCAGGGAAAGAAGGUCAGACGUUCUGGCUACAGCUAUACGUCAACUCCGAGCGAGAGAAGACCGAAGAGUUAUUGCCGAAAGCAGCUUUUCUUGGUAUCAAGGGCAUAUUCGUUACUGUUGAUGCUCCGGUCCCUGGUAAGCGCGAAGCAGAUGAGCGCAUCGCCGCCGAAAGUGUCGCGAGUGCUAUCUCCGGUGCGGUUGCAAGUAAUGACAAAAAAGGCGGUGGUAUGGGCCGGUUGAUGGCGGCAUAUGUAGAGAAGAGCCUGGUCUGGGAAGAUAUUGCGUGGAUCAAGCGAGUUUCAGGCUUACCAGUGGUUCUCAAAGGUGUGCAGAGCGCUGCAGACACGAUGAUGGCCGCGCAGUUCGGAGCGGAAGGCGUCUUCUUUAGCAAUCACGGUGGCCGAUCACUGGACGGGGCUCAACCGAGCAUUCUUGUAUUACUGGAACUUCAUCGCAUCUGUCCAGAUGUGUUCGAUAAACUCCAUAUCUACAUAGAUGGUGGCUUUGAACGCGGCUCGGAUAUUCUCAAGGCAAUUGCUCUAGGCGCGACUGCUGUCGGAGUAGGCCGCCCUUAUCUGUAUUCGUUGACGUAUGGUACGGAGGGCGUCGAACAUCUUACACAGAUUCUUAAAGACGAACUCGAGACAUCCAUGCGCUUGUGUGGUCUGACGGAUAUCAACCAAGCACAUCCCGGCCUGGUGAAUACACGGGAUAUCGAUCAUCUGGUUGCAUCAGGGUUGGAUGAGCAUCCGUACAUUCGAUGGAAACCGAAAGCGAUGCUGUAA